UCUUAUUUCCGCCAAAUCGUCAUAUCCAUUCGUGUCUGUUAUACUACACGCCAUUUUUUAACUAACUUGCAAAAUAAUGCUCCAGUGUGUUUUAUGAUUAAAUUCGUUUUUUCAGCUGUUUCUUUUUACAGUAAAAGUUUAUAAUAUUGUAUUGUAUUUGUUCAUUGUUUCGUCGUGAAAAUAUCAAAAGAACAGAAAAUGGGUGAAGAUUACAAUGGAGAUCGGGAAAGGGAUAAAGACAGAGAUCGCGAUAGGGAUCGAGACAGACGGCACAGAUCACGGAGCAGAGAACGUAGAAAGCGUUCACCACGAUCACGUUCUAAAGAGCGUCGAGAACGUAAAAGAAGUAGUUCGCCAAAAAAGAAUCGUAGCUCUAGGAGAAGAAAACAGUCUCUUUACUGGGAUGUUCCUCCACCAGGAUUCGAACACAUUACUCCUUUACAGUACAAAGCAAUGCAGGCAGCAGGACAAAUUCCGGCUAAUAUUGUAGCAGAUACUCCACAAGCUGCAGUGCCGGUAGUUGGAAGUACAAUAACACGUCAAGCAAGGCGACUUUAUGUUGGAAACAUUCCAUUUGGUGUGACGGAAGAAGAAAUGAUGGAAUUUUUCAAUCAACAAAUGCACCUUUCGGGUUUGGCACAAGCUGCUGGAAACCCAGUCCUUGCAUGUCAAAUAAAUCUUGACAAGAAUUUUGCUUUCUUAGAAUUCCGAUCUAUAGACGAGACGACACAAGCAAUGGCGUUCGAUGGAAUCAACUUCAAGGGUCAAAGUUUAAAAAUUAGAAGGCCCCACGAUUACCAGCCAAUGCCCGGAAUGACUGACAAUCCAAGCAUGAAUGUCCCAGAUUCACCCCAUAAAAUCUUCAUUGGUGGGUUGCCAAACUACUUGAACGAAGAACAGAAUAUACAGGUGAAAGAGCUGUUGAUGAGUUUUGGUCAAUUGCGGGCGUUCAAUUUGGUAAAGGAUUCAGCGACCGGGCUUUCCAAAGGUUAUGCUUUCUGCGAAUACGUUGAUGUUUCAAUGACUGAUCAGGCAAUUGCUGGACUAAAUGGAAUGCAGCUUGGUGACAAGAAACUUAUCGUUCAACGGGCCAGUGUUGGAGCCAAAAAUCCAAUGAUUGGAGCCCAAGCUCCGGUACAAAUUCAAGUUCCUGGCCUCACAAUGGCUGGCACUAGUGGUCCUCCCACUGAGGUUUUAUGUUUACUUAAUAUGGUUACACCUGAGGAAUUAAUGGAGGAAGAAGAAUACGAGGACAUUCUCGAAGAUAUUAAGGAAGAGUGCAACAAAUACGGAGUUGUGCGAUCAGUUGAAAUUCCAAGGCCAAUUGAAGGUGUUGAUGUUCCUGGGUGUGGAAAGGUCUUUGUUGAAUUCAACAGUGUGAUUGAUUGCCAGAAGGCACAGCAGACAUUGACAGGAAGAAAAUUCAAUAACCGAGUAGUUGUCACGUCUUACUUUGAUCCUGAUAAGUAUCAUCGCAGAGAAUUUUAAAUUAUAUAAUUUUCCCUUUUUCAUCACUUUAUAAUUCAUUAACUAUAUAUAUAAUAUACGAGUGGAUGUUUUUAAAUUGCUUUGUUCAUUAAGCAUCCACGAUAUACGUGAUAAUCUGAUUUAAUCACGUGAAAAAAAAGAAGAAAGAAUAAAAACCAAUGAAUUUUAUACGUCGUAUGUAAACAUGAAUAUCAUCAAUGUUCAGUGAUAAAAUGUUAAAUCAAAAAAACAACAAAUUGUAAUUCGAAUAUUAAAAAAGCAGCAAAUAUCUGUUUUAGAACGUAUGUAAAACAUAUUUCAAGCUAAUAAUCCAUUUUGAUUUUUACUUUUUAAUCUGUACGAUUAGACAGAAUUUCAUUCUCUUUUUUCUGAAAUUUGAAUAUAGUGAGUCAAUUUGAAAGAAAACGUCAUUUGUUUAUAGAAAUAGAAAGAACCGAGUCUGUAUUCUUGGCUUUGUACAAUUUGAUUAUUUUACAUAAUUUAUAAUGAUUAUAGUAAUAAUAAUGACAUUUCGUGUGAAUAA
Molecule: messenger RNA, 2011 nt
Organism: Leptopilina heterotoma
Lineage: Eukaryota; Metazoa; Arthropoda; Insecta; Hymenoptera; Figitidae
Gene: U2af50
Product: splicing factor U2AF 50 kDa subunit
Exons: 8
Coding region: 199-1488 (429 amino acids)
Biological process (GO): mRNA processing
Cellular component (GO): nucleus; U2-type prespliceosome; commitment complex
Molecular function (GO): poly-pyrimidine tract binding; pre-mRNA 3'-splice site binding
Source: RefSeq, a predicted model, not a curated record